AGCUCCGAUGUCAUAGAGGACCUUCGAGUAUAUGUUAAAGCCGAGAACUCGGAAAGGAUUUUUUGGUACAAGGAGCGUUUCUUAACGGAAACCGAGAUCGUCGAGAAUGUCGUAGAAAAUGCGUCUUCGAGGGUAUGUUGGACAAUACAUCGCCCUAAACGUGGGUGGUAUCUUAGGAUACGAUCACCUUCGUUCCCUCCGGGGGUUUCAAUCCAAUUAUCCCCAUUGCCAUCAUCAUCGCCUUUCCAUGUCGACGCCGCUCUGUCAUUUUCUACAAGGGUGAAUCCUCCUAAGCGAGGUCGUCUUCUGAGCCCUACUUCAUCUCCGGCUGCACAGGCUGCUCCACCAGAACCGCAAUCUAACAAGUCGUCCAUGGAGACUGUUACUCCGAGUCCAGAGACAGUCGUGCACUCGUAUCCACCUACUCCAUCUCCAGGCGCCAAUGUAGGACCAAUUCAGCCCCCUUCCCCUGAAACAGUCCGUGUAAAACUCGAUCAACUCUCAUCAAACGAUCGACAAAGUACGGCAUCGCCAGAGGUCAAGUCUUUCCUGCUUGCACCGCAUUCUACUCCGCGCGUGCCUCAACCGGAAAAUACGUCCCUUUUUGCAAAGGCAUUAUCCGUGUUCAAGAACAGCAAACCAUCGCACUCGAUGUCUUUUACUCUGUGCCCUCUACCUCCUCCGGAAAGCAGUUCGUUUGAUACUUCUGCUUCCACUUCUAAUCAGCCAGCUAGUAACAAUAGGCAGUCUAAGCGGCAUUCCUUGGUUCGACUUGACGAACUUAUACCUCCGUCACCUCCUCCUCUCGUUACUUUUCACGAUCGUACACCUGCAUGGAGCUUUGGGAGUACCAAGGGCUUGCUCGAACUUGACACAGCAAUGGAGAGAGAAUUCGGCGUGGAUCGCAGUUUCUGGGUAACAGUGUCUUUGGCAUAUAUGGAGUUCCUAAUGGAACGAGAGGUAUUAUGCUUUCAUUUAGCUUUGGACAUAGCUAGUACUAAUUUUCUGUGCUUGAUUAGAGCUAUUUGGCGGCAGCUGGAGGUUAGGCAUUGA
Molecule: messenger RNA, 1053 nt
Organism: Fomitiporia mediterranea MF3/22
Lineage: Eukaryota; Fungi; Basidiomycota; Agaricomycetes; Hymenochaetales; Hymenochaetaceae
Exons: 3
Source: RefSeq, a predicted model, not a curated record